CUGAUCUACAUAACGUCGGAAAGUGAACAUGCUAAUAUUGCUUACAUGGAGGGUGCUUUACUGGCCUUCUAUCUCAAUGACGAAAGCACAGAACUGGAGGAUAUGUUUAAGCUGCUGUCUAAAAAAUACCGCGACACCAAGGACCUCCAAAUAUUUGCUAUCAACUGUGACGAAUACAACGCUCCUAAAGCAUGUAGAGAAAUGACUGACCUUCCGACUGUGAAACACGGUUUCAUGGGACGACUGGCAAAAGAGAUAAGCUUCACCACGGAAGAGCAGUACGAUUCUCACAUCGUCAGACUUCUCAAUAUCCUGGCGGAGGGUGGACACAUAUUGAGAAGGAACUUGGGGAAGAUAUUUGAGCUGACAAUUUCAAAUAUCGGCGAGCAAAUUCACCGAUAUGACGUUAGCUUUGUGUACUACUAUUCGUCAGCCUGCGGGAGGUGUCCAGAGUGUGACAAGGUGUGGGGUGAUAUUCACGUCCUCUAUGCUAACCACCCCCUCAUCUUACCGGGCAGGGUAGAUUGUAACUUUAACCGUGGAACCUGCAAACAAGCUGAUACUCGUGGCUCUGAAAUCGCAGUGUACUACAAGGGUGUUUAUCACAGCAAAUACAGUGGCACCUUCAAAUACGGCCCGAUUUUCAAAUUUUUAGAGAAAAUGUACAAGUCGCCGCCUCCUGGUGUGUUCAUUGUAGAACCUGAGGACAGAUAUGUCGAUCGAAAAAAACGGCUAACAAAAGAUGAGGAAAAAGAAGCAACAGUUGAUGAUAUCCCAAAAGGAGAGAAAAUAGACGAAUCUUCCGAUGCACCUGAGCGAUCAGGACACGCCUUGAUUGUGACGUCAGAGAACUUCAACUACACCCUAACCAACAACAAGCUCGUAUUCCUCAAGUUCUUUGUGCCGUGGUGUGGUCACUGUCAGAAACUUAAACCUACCUGGAAACUCUUAGCUCAAAGUUUCCGAGACGUAUCAGAUAUAGUUAUAGCGAUGAUUAACUGUCAGAAUGAAGAGCACCUGUGUAAGAAACAUCUUGUUUACGGUUACCCCACUAUGUUCACAUUCAUUGACGGGAAACAGACUUAUAGAUACAGAGAGGAGCGGACGCUGAACAACUUAAUAGAUCACGUCAAGGAGAAAUAUUACACCGCUAUAGAAGACGAUCUGAAGUUUAACACUAAGCCUUUCCGUAUCUCCAGUCAGAAUGUGUGGAAUGUUCUUGGAGUAAGGAAGUACACGAUGGUACUGUUCACAGCGGAGCAGUGUAAUGCUUGUGUUAUGAACCAGCACUACUUCGAGGAAACGUGGAAAGCCGUUAAGUCACAGACUAUGCUGAAUGACAAGCUCAUGUUGGCGACUGUUUACUGUCAGAUUGAUUUGGAUCUCUGUAAAGAAAUGGGCGUCACGCAGGUCCCAUACAUAGUUCUAUACGAUAUAGACGAGAAGAUAGAUCCGGGAGCAGCCCCCUCAGAGCCUCUUUUACACCCUUUCUUAUCAGUACAGUCUCACAUAAACAGUUCUCCUAACCAUCUUGCUAUGGACGUUAUCGCCUGGCAGAAGAAAAGCAAUGAUAUGAGGGCAGAGAUCGAGGAAGAGAAAUCUCGGGAGAGGCGUGCUGUUGAGAUUAGUGCUAAAUCUUCCACACCUAAAGCUGCCCCUAAAACAGAAGCUGUGACUGAACUAGGAGAUGAUAAUUUCAAGGCUCAGCUGAAGAAAAGCAGGUUCACGCUGGUAAAGUUCUACGCGCCAUGGUGCGGGCACUGUAGAAAGUUAGCCCCCAUCUGGACGGAAAUUGGAGAACACUACAUCAACCAACAAGAUGUUGUGCUGGCUAAAGUGAACUGUGACGCUCACGAGAAACUAUGUGACAAACACAAGGUUAACGUCUUCCCUGCCCUGUUCCUGUUCGAGAACGACAAGAAACUGAAACACGCCUGUAAGCGCCGUAAGAAGGAGGAUAUAAUGCAGUUUGUUGAUAAGUUCCUGAAGACUGCACCUGCUGACGGUAGUGCCCCAGUAGAACCUGUGGAGGAACCAGAACUAGUGCCAGAGAAGAAACUAAACGGAGUUCAGGGCGCUGUGUGGCAGCUGGACAAGGAGGACAUGUUGAUGCUCCUCGAAGAUAAGAAGAAAGAUUUCCUGUUUGUGCUGUAUUAUUACGGGAGUGAGAAGAAGCUAAUGUAUAAGCUGAGUGACACGUGGGACAGGAUAGCCACCAUGUACAUGGAUGAUAAGAGAAUCACAAUGGGUCGAGUAGACUGUGAUAUAGAGUUGAACCUUUGUUUACGCUACCAGUCCAACACAAGGAAAGAUUACCCUCAACUAUUCUUAUAUGAUAAGCAUUUGAACGUUAGUUUCGAGUGUAUGAAACGAGGUGAAGCCCAACUGAUUGAGUUUAUCGAGAGUCACAUGGAGAAGAAAUCCAAGGGAGAACAGGCCAAAGAUGAACUUUGAUAACUUAUUGUUGACUUGAUAUACAUACAAUAUUAUAAUACUUUUUAUAUAGUAAAAUAAUUUUUAUUUUUGAUAUUUUUGUACAGGAACUUAUAUAUUUGAUAUUGAGUUCACCAGUUUUUUCAGUGGGAAAUUAUGUAAUUUGGUUUGAUAUUUUCGGAAGGCUAGCUAUAAAGUCAAUUUGCCCCGAGUGUCGGGUAUGUGGAAAAAUUAGAGUUCCGUUAAAUCUUGGCUUUAGGUAUCUUUAGAAUAACCUUAAAAAUAGAUCUCUUGACGGUUUUUUCGCGUUUCUCAGUAAGGAUCAUUCGAGCAUUUUCGAUAUUUUGUGUCAUUUUAAUUAGGGUCUAACACGUAUUUAAAUUGUCUUUCUAUUUUUAUUGACUGGGUUUAUUACCUUGUGUAAGACUAUUUCUCGUAUUUUGAUAUGUGGUUUGAAAGUUUAUUAUCAGAAAUGUAUAUUGAUCAAUAUCAUCUAAAAAACACCGCAAUUUAUAAUCAAACACUCACUUUUUACAUUUUAUAUUGUACAUAAUGUCAUGAAUGUAAAACAUUAAGAUUUCCCCUACUAAUAUAGAGUUAUCUCGACUAGCAAAAUGUUGUAACAUAAACUUUUUAUACUUUUAUAAACUUUAUAGCUUAUACAAUAUACAUUUAUACAAUUUUAUUCUCGUUAUGAUAUUUUUACAUGGGUAUUUCAAUCUAUAUUUGACUGUAUUAUAACUAUAAGAUCAAAUUUAUUUUUGAACUACUGACUUAAA
Molecule: messenger RNA, 3212 nt
Organism: Bolinopsis microptera
Lineage: Eukaryota; Metazoa; Ctenophora; Tentaculata; Lobata; Bolinopsidae
Product: thioredoxin domain-containing protein 5-like
Exons: 18
Coding region: 46-2454 (802 amino acids)
Biological process (GO): protein folding
Cellular component (GO): endoplasmic reticulum
Molecular function (GO): protein disulfide isomerase activity
Source: RefSeq, a predicted model, not a curated record